AUGAGAUUCUGUGGCGGGCUGCGCCCGAUCAAUCAUAUAGACUAUUUCAUUACACUCCAUAGAUUCUUCCAUUCCCGAUCGCCGAUCCGCGGCCGCUACGAACGCGUACACUCCGAUCCUCGGCCAUUCCCGAUCGCCGAUCCGCGGCCGCUACGAACGCGCGUAGCAUACACUCCGAUUCUCAGCCAUUCCCAAUUGCCGAUCCUCGGCCGCUAUGAACGCGCGUAUAUUCUUCCGCCCCGAAGCUCCACCACAUACACCAUCACAUACAUGUAUAAAUAUCCACCUUGA
Blastomyces dermatitidis ER-3 is the source of this 291-nucleotide messenger RNA. RefSeq lists its product as uncharacterized. NCBI's taxonomy places the organism in Eukaryota, Fungi, Ascomycota, Eurotiomycetes, Onygenales, Ajellomycetaceae. The record is from RefSeq and is a predicted model, not a curated record. The transcript has a single exon. The coding region runs from base 1 to 291 and encodes 96 amino acids.